Molecule: messenger RNA, 5075 nt
Organism: Xiphophorus couchianus (Monterrey platyfish)
Lineage: Eukaryota; Metazoa; Chordata; Actinopteri; Cyprinodontiformes; Poeciliidae
Gene: trim24
Product: tripartite motif containing 24
Exons: 19
Coding region: 449-3550 (1033 amino acids)
Cellular component (GO): chromatin
Molecular function (GO): zinc ion binding; protein binding
Source: RefSeq, a predicted model, not a curated record
ACGACACAUAGCCAGUGUUUUGAGAGGAAAAAAAAGAAAGCACGGCGGUUAGCCGAUCCCUAAUGGACGUGUGAGCCGAAAAUAUCUUGCUUCUAACCCAUUUCUCGUAGAUAUUGGCACUAUUGGAUUCUCUGUGUUGCAGGUUAAAAGAAAUAACCACCAUAAAGUGGAAACAGUGUUUUUGUCUAACGUUUAUGCGUUUGAAGUAAGCUACAUUGCUAAUCUAGCUCUACAAACGAGCAGCAAUAAGCUAACUCGUGUUGUUUCCUUUUUUUAUGUUACGAUUUACUAUUUCAGUGAAUUCGCGCAGGAGUGAAAACGCCUCUAUAUGCAGCGUUAGCUCACUCUCCCAGUCCAAAUGAGUGAAACAAAAGGCUAUCUCCUCGAUGCUAGGCGAAAGGCUAGCUACAUUGGUUAACCGGCUGGAGUUAAUCGUGACGCGACAGAAAUGGACGAAAGUGCCGAUAACGACGACCUGGUCAUCAUCGUGGAGAACGAGGCUGAGAGUUUGCCCGCGGGGGAAGAGAAGGUGAAGCAGCUGGGCGCCUUCGGGCUCAUGGACACAUGUCCCAUCUGCAAGCUGAGCUUCCACAACAGGGAGCCCAAACUGCUGCCGUGCCUGCACUCCUUCUGCCGGAGGUGCCUGCCUCCCCCGUUGAGGAGCGCCGAGCCGAGGCGGGACCCGCACGGUCCAGUUGGUUCCAUUCGGUGUCCGGUGUGCGGACAGGAAUGCUGGGAGGUUGACGUGUUGGACAACUUCUUUGUCAAGGACUCCGCCGAGGUGCCCAGCAGCACGGUGGAGAAAACCAGCCAGGUGUGCAUGAGCUGCGACGACAACACCGAGGCGACGGGCUAUUGCGUGGAGUGCGUGGAGUUCCUGUGCUUGACGUGCGUCGAGGCGCACCAGAGGGUGAAGUUCACCCGAGACCACACCAUACGCCAGAAGGAGGAGAUGUCUCCAGAGGCUCUAGGCGUGUCCACGCAGAAGCCCGUCUUCUGCGACGUUCACAAGCAGGAGCCGCUGAAGCUGUUCUGCGAGACGUGCGACCGGCUCACGUGUCGAGACUGCCAGCUCCUCAAACACAAGGACCACAACUACCAGUUUUUGGAGGAUGCGUACAGGAACCAUAAGCAGUAUCUGGAAACCAUGACGCUGCAGUUGCAGGAAAAGAGAAAAGCCAUUGAAGAAGUGUCGAGCUGUAUCAACUCCGGACUGCAGCAAGUGGAGGAGAACCGGAAAGCUGUGACAAACGAAAUAAAGAAGUCCAUCUGUAACCUGAUCAUGGAGAUCAACAGGAAGGGAAAGAUCCUGAUAAACCAGCUCGAGGCGCUGACUAAGGACCACGAUUUGGCUCUGAAGAAGCAGCAGGAGGACAUCAACGCCCUGACGAGGCAGCUGGAUCACGUGAUCAGCUUCACCAAGUGGGCGACGGCGAGUCACAGCGGAACGGCUCUGCUGUACUGCAAGAGACUGAUCCUCUACCAGAUCCACUACCUGAUGAGAACAAGCUACAACCCGUCCAUCGUCCCGCAGAGCUCGGUUCGCUUCCAGUGCCGGUCGGGCUUCUGGGCCUCAAACGUAGACCUUGGUUCGCUGGUGGUGGAGCGAUGUCCAGGGAGGCCCCCCAUCCCCAGCCAUCAGCAGGGUCCCAGACCGGAGGCCCCGACCGGGGGUCUUUCCCUCGCAGCAGCACAGCAGCGACAAAGCACUCUAGCUCAGCUCCAAAUGCAGAGGCAGCCCCCUCCUAACCACUGGUCCUGGUAUCAAAAUGUGAGGCUCCCAGCUCCUCCAGGCCCCCCUCCACCUACCAGAGCCAAUCAUGGGGGAUCUUCUCCCUCCCAAGCUCCCCCCAGCUUGAUGCAGCCUGGACGCAGGUACGGGAACAGCCAUCCAAACCCUAGGAGCCCUCCGGCGUCCAUGAUUCAGAGCCCAGGCUACGGAGCGUCACAGUCUCUACGAGAACUAAUCCACAGCUCCGCAUUCCCCCCUAAACCCAUCGACAUAUCGCAGGGCGCUCCCCGCUUCCCGGUGCCUCUGUCUGCUCCCCAGGCCGCUCUGCACCAGAGAUGCAUGCCGGAGUCAUCCCUCCUAAAGAGGAGCGAAGCCGGUCUGCCCGUCCCGACCGUCAGCAUCGCCGUCCCAAAACCCAGCAUGGGUUUGGGUCUGACAGCCGGAAGCUCAGAAAAAAGCAGCAGCUCGUUUGGCCAUGUGACAGGUCAAGGAGGGCAGUACUCGCCGUUGGCAAAGCCGUCCUCUUCUGACAGAACCGCGGGAUCGACGUCCUGGAGGUCAGCGCCUCCAUCAGGCCCCGCGCCGAAGCGAAGAAGGAGGAUGUCUCCGGGGCCAGUAAUCGUCAUCAAGGAUGAACCCGAGGACGAGGACGAAGUUCGUUUUGUGCAAUCCAGCAGCGGGUCGAGCCUACCGGACAGCAGCACCGGCGCUCAGUCGAAGCCCCGGCCGCCGCCGAAGGGACUUGUGGCGUCCACGACCCCGGCGUCCACCUCCGUCAACCAGUGCAAUCAGACCCAGUCGCAGCCCGACCCGGAAAAGAAACCAGUGCCAGAGGACGACCCCAACGAGGACUGGUGCGCCGUGUGUCAGAACGGCGGAGAGCUGCUCUGCUGCGACAAGUGUCCCAAAGUUUUCCACCUUUCCUGCCACAUUCCGGCUCUGAACGAGUCGCCGAGCGGUGAGUGGUUUUGCUCUUUCUGUCGGGACCCAGAGUCACCAGAGAUGGAGUAUGACUGCGACAGAGGGAGCGGGCCGGCUUCUGAAAACUUCCCCUCUGUGGACAAAAGGAAAUGCGAGCGACUGCUGCUACGCUUGUUCAGUAACGACGUCAGCACAGACUUCCAGCAGCCUGCGUCUCCAUCGGAAACUCGGCGGUACAAGGAGCUAAUAAAGACGCCGAUGGAUUUGACGAUGGUGAAGAAAAAACUGCAGUCGAAGGAGGACGAGCGCUACGGAAGCCCGGAGGAGUUUGUUUCCGACGUCAGGCUCAUAUUUUUCAACUGUGCCAAGUACUACAAGGCGACAUCCGAGGUUGGGAGUGCCGGCUUGUACCUGGAGGAUUACUUCGAGGAGCAGCUGAAGCUCGUCUACCCGGACAAGGUCUUCCCAGGAGGGAGAGAGGAGCAGAUGAUCCCUCCUUUAGAGGACGAGAUCGAAGAAGAGGAGGAGCAGCCGAUGGAGCCGAGCGCCGCCGCAGCAGAGGACAAGAAACCACAAAGCCCUGCAGGAGACGCAGACGGCGGGAUGGUUCCUAAGGAAGAACCGAUGGCUCCGGCAGAGAGCGAGAACCUGGAGGAAAGGAGCGAAAUGAGUCAAAAGGAGACAGAGGAAGGGACUGCAGACGUAGAGGGAGACGUUCCUCCUGCAGAGGAGGCGAAGCAAGAUGAGAGCAUCGAUAGUAAGCAGGCGGAAAGCCGCCAAUCUUCUGACACAGAAACUAAAGAUGGCGGCAAGGACGAGAAGGCGCAGCUGCCUGCGGACGACGCCGAAGACACACCGGACACUUCGGAGAAUCCAGCCUCGGAGCAGCAGGGAUAGACGGACCUCCCCCAGAUUCCAGGAGGAUAGAUCAGAGAUGUCUUCCAGAGUCACGGCCGUGGCGUCGGCCGCCAUUAGAUGCAAUUAGAUCCUUUUUAUAACUCGUUUGAAGUAGAGUUGCUGCCGCUGCGUGGGACGGACUCUUAACGGCGGUUUAUGCUGCUGGGGCACAACAAAGAGAGUAAACAAACUCUUUGUUCUUUCUUAUCUACGACGACUGUGAAAAGCACUCGCACAUGAGCUUCUCUGUGGAUCGUGUUUAAGUUAUGAAUUACUUGUAAAUACGUCUUAAUAAUGAAAGCACAGUUUCUGAAGUAGGACAAAAACGCCAAGUUUGGACUUUUAAUGCAUGAAAUAUGCUCUUGAUAUUAAUAACCCAUGCAUUCUAGCCAUUUUGGUUCAAGAUGAACUCAUCUGCAGUAGUAUUUUUAUUUAUAGUAUUAAAACAUAAGUGUAGGAUGGCUAAAUACUGUAGAUUUUGUACAAUGUGGUAUAUGUACAAUAUACAUAUAUAUAAACACAAAUGGCAACAUUUGUUGCUAUUGCUGGUGAAGAUCUAAACAAGCGCUUUCAUUGGAGGAGCAUAAUCUGUCAUGAAUGGUUUUUUUUUUUUUAGAACAAUUCAAACUUUAUCUAAGUGCAUUCAUUGAUUGGGAAGAAACCCUUCAAGAAGAAAUAAAUUGAUUCGGUUUCUUAAAUAAGAGGAUGAAUUUACCUUUGUUUCACGUCAAGCCAAAGUAAAAAUCUGAAAAUGGCAUCAGUUACAUUUAUAUUAAAUAAUUAUUGGGUCUCUUUUGAUUUUGGUACAAAAAAACAAGUACCUUAGAGCUGAACAAAAUUGAAAAGAAAAAAAGCUGAUUGGUUGUUUCCCUUCACUCUCUGCUGCCAGUUUCCCAAACUUCCAGUUUUAUCACAAAGAAGCCUUUUUUUUUUUUUCAUAAAUAAACAACAAUCCUAGAUUUUAUUUGCUCGACUGUUAUCACUCUCAACUUAAGAGAUCUGAUGUUCAGUUUUCUAACCUUUGACCUUGAUUGCUUCAUUUUGAUUAGAUGGAGGGAAGUGCUCACUUCCAGAAAAAUAAGUUUUGGCUUAUGUGUGACAGCGGAGUCGUUUAGAAAGCAACGGUUUACACGGCCACUUCACUGCUAAAGGUCGCUACACGAUGCCAUUAAUCAACAACAAAAUCAAUGUUGAGCAUAAAAAGGCUUCCUGAGUUUAGAAUAUUUGUAAUGGAAUCAGAUUACAUGAUACACAACUGACUUUUGCAUCACAAAUUCAUAUGUACCAUCUUCAUUUUUGCUUCCGUUUCUAAAUACGUUCAGUGCGUGAGUGGAUAAUCCAGGGCACAGAACUAGCAAUAGCGUAUAAUGAUGUUAAUAAUUUGAUAGUGAAUUAUUUUUCCUAUCAAAAUUUGCCGUUUAUUCAUUUUCAGAUGAUGUCACAUGACGACAAACUGCAGCAACCUUUAUACUGCAAAGAGACAUUUCUGCACUUGCUCCUAUCAAAAUAAAGUCUACAUACCACU